AUGUAUUCGUCUUCUUCCUUUUCAGAAUUCCAUGUCGCUUAUCUGUUUAUUCGUAUGGGAAACUCUCCAAGACCUGGUUUAUGGACGUUAGAAAAAUCAAGUGAUUAUGGAAAAACUUGGUCACCCUGGCAACAUUUCUCAGAUUCUCCAUCUGACUGUGAGAUUUACUUCGGAAGAGAUUCGCUUAAUCCAGUAAGAAGAGACGAUGACGUUAUCUGUACAACAGAAUUCAGUAAAAUUGUUCCAUUGGAAUCAGGAGAAAUUAUCGUUCGAUUAUUGAAUGGUAGACCAUCAUCCAACAAUUAUUUCAACUCGUCAACCUUACAAGAAUGGACUCGAGCAACCAACGUGAGAAUACGAUUGUUGAGAACAAAGAAUUUGCUGGGACAUUUGAUGAGUGUCGCUCGUCAAGAUCCAACAGUCACCCGUCGUUAUUUCUACUCGAUCAAAGAUAUUUCCAUUGGUGGACGUUGUGUGUGUAAUGGGCAUGCAAACACUUGCUCACUUCUUGACCCACGUGCACAAACGAGAUUGUUAGCAUGUUCAUGUCAACAUAACACGUGUGGCAUUCAAUGUGAACAAUGUUGUCCUGGUUUUGAACAGAAGAAAUGGAGACAAAAUACAAAUGCGAGACCGUUCCAAUGCGAACCUUGUAAUUGUCAUGGACACACUGAUCGAUGUAUUUAUUCAGAAGAUGUUGAUUAUAGAGGUGAAUCUCUCGACAUUUAUGGACGAUACGAAGGUGGCGGUGUCUGUCAAGAUUGCCGUGAUAACACAAAAGGCAUCAACUGUAAUCAAUGUAUGGAUCGAUAUUAUCGUCCAUACGGAAAACAUUGGAAUGAAACUGAUGUUUGUCGUCCUUGCAAUUGCGAUUAUUUCUAUUCAACUGGAAAUUGUGAAGAAGAAACAGGACAUUGUGAAUGUCGGCCAGAGUUCCAAGCUCCAAAUUGUGAUUCUUGUUCUGAAGGAUAUUUUGGAUAUCCAAAUUGUCGACCAUGUGAAUGUAAUUUGAAUGGAACUUUGGGUUAUCAUUGUGAAGCGACUGAUGGAAAAUGUCCUUGUAAAGUAAACUUUGGUGGAAACUUUUGUAAAGAAUGUGCCCCAGGAUAUUUCAACUAUCCAGAAUGUCAAUUUUGUAGUUGCAAUGAAAUUGGAUCAAUUGGUGAGACGUGUGAAGAGUCAUCUGGUCAAUGCGUUUGCAAACCAAACUUUGGUGGUGAGAAAUGUGAUGAAUGUAAAGACGGCUAUUAUGAUUAUCCAGCUUGUGUUUAUUGCACAUGUGACAUCAGUGGAACAGAAAAAGAAAUUUGUGACAAAGCAUCUGGAGAAUGCAUUUGUAAGGAAGGAUAUGGUGGACCACGUUGCGAUCGAUGUCUUCCUGGAUAUUACAAUUAUCCUGAUUGCAUUCCUUGCAACUGUUCAAUUGCUGGAGUCAUUCAAGCCAUUUGUGAUCAUAAUGGAAAAUGUCCUUGUCUCCAGAAUUUCGCUGGCAAACGAUGCGAUCAAUGUAUGACUGGCUUUUAUCAAUUCCCAGAAUGUUUGGCUUGUAAUUGCGACACAUCAGGAUCGAUUGGCAUCUCAUGUAACAAUGAAGGCCAAUGUAACUGUCAAAACAGCUUCGAUGGAAAAACAUGUAACUACUGCAAAGAAAAUUUCUACAACUAUCCGCUUUGUGAAUCGUGCGACUGUAAUCCAGCUGGUGUCAUUGCGAAGUUUGCUGGUUGUGGAUCAGUACCAGCUGGUGAAUUAUGUCAAUGUAAGGAACGUGUUCAAGGAAGAAUUUGCGAUCAGUGUCGUCCAUUGUACUGGAAUCUCAAUGCAAGUAAUCCUGAUGGAUGUGAAGAGUGCGAUUGCUUCACUGAUGGAACAAGUGGAGCUUUAGAUACAUGCGAGAUUAAAUCAGGUCAAUGCAGUUGCAAACUAAAUGUUCAAGGACGAAGAUGUGACGAAUGUACAGAUGGAACAUUCGAUCUCUUCGGUUCAAGUCUUUAUGGAUGCAAACCAUGUGAUUGUGAUAUUGGCGGAGCUGCACAUUCCAUUUGCCAUAAAGAGACUGGCGAAUGUCGUUGUCAUCCGAGGAUAACAGGACGUGAUUGCACAAGACCUUUGCAACUUCAUUAUUAUCCAACACUUUAUCAGUUUAAGUUCGAAUAUGAAGAUGGAUCAACAUCGACUGGAGCUCAAGUUCGUUAUCAAUUUGAUGAAGAUGUCUUCCCGGAAUUCAGCAAAAUUGGAUACGCGGUCUUCUCACAAUUGCAAAGUGAAGUCACAAACAAUGUUGAUAUUCAAAAAUCUUCAUUUUAUCGUUUAAUUAUUCGAUACUUAAAUCCAACUUCAGAAGCAAUCGUCGCUGAUAUUCUUAUUCAAUCCGACAACCCAGCUAAUCUCGAUCAACAUGGAAAAGUUUUAUUCAAAUCAAAUCGUAAGCCGGAAUUUGUAACAAUGUCGGGUAUUAAAGGUGACAUAGCAACACCAAUUGUUCUUGAUCCUGGCAAAUAUAGCAUAACAGUGAAGACAUCUCAAACACUCUUCCUUGAUUAUUUUGUACUUCUACCAGCCGCUUACUAUGAAGCCUCAAUCUUAACACGAAACAUUGUGAAUUCUUGUAGAGUUGAUGUGGCAAGUGGAUUAUGUCGUCUGUACAAAUAUCCAUCAAUUAAUGAAUUCCAUUCAAUCACAAAUGCUCGUGCAAAUGGAGACUACGAAGCUGCUGAGUUUUAUCGAAAUUAUGAACAUCUUGGAAAGUUGAAUGAAAAUGAAAUGCCGUUAAUAACACCAUCACAAAGUACACUCAAUUACUUGAUGCAUGUUGAUCGACCAGGACGUUAUGCAUUGGUUGUUGAUUACAUCACUGACGUACAAUUCACAGAUGCCGGCUUUUUAGCUGUUAAUCAACAAGGUGAAGGUGAACAAGAUGGAAUAAUUUUGAUUUAUCCGUGCUUGUAUCAAAUGGUUUGUCGUGGACCGGUUAUGGAUAAAGAAUCAAGAGAGAAAGUCUUCUUCAUUGAUGUGAAUGACACAAAUCCAAUAUCCAUUAAUGGAGAGAAUGUGCUUGGCGUUGCAAUCAAAUCAGUAACACCGAUUCCAUAUGAACAAUGGUCAACUGAUUUUAUUCAACCUCAACCAGUUUGUGUGCUUAAAGAUGGUGCUUGUGUUGAAUCAAGCUUCUUAACAGCUCCCGAUUCGAAGAAAAUUGAAUUUGAAGCAGAAGAUGAAGAGAGAAUUGCCGUUGAGAAUCUUCCUGACAUCAUCAAUAACAACACCAAAGUGAUUUAUCUUGACAAAGACACACAAAGUUUUUUACUGUCUUCAAAGGUCAGCGAGCCUGGCCGUUAUGUCAUUGUCAUUAAAUAUUAUCAACCAAACCAUCCAAAGUUUCAUAUUUUAUAUCGCUUGGAAACUGAACGACAAAAUUAUGACGGGAAAUUUGUUCUCGAUCAUUGUCCAUCAAGUUCAGGAUGUCGUGGGGUUAUAAGUCAAGAUAAUGGCUACUUGUGGUUCGACAUCGACGAUAACUUCUCAUUUACACUUUCAAACCUUAAAGACAAGGGUGUGUGGCUUGAUUACAUUCUUCUCGUGCCAAUUGAAUAUUACAAUGAACGAUUACUUGUCGAGGAAGAAUUCGAUCAAACAAACGAGUUUCUACAAGAAUGCGGUCAAGAUCAUUUCAAUAUUCAAUUAAAUGCUUCUGAUUUCUGCAAAUCAUCUGUGUUCAGUUUGACAGCUGAAUAUAAUGUCGGAGCACUUCCAUGUAAUUGUGACAUUGAUGGAUCGAGAUCGUUUGAAUGUGAACAAUUUGGUGGUCAAUGUUCAUGUAAAGCGAACAUUAUUGGUCGUCAAUGUGAAGCUUGUAAAACCGGAUAUUAUGGCUUCCCCGAUUGUAAACCUUGUGAUUGUCCAUCAACUGCAAUUUGUGAGAAGCAAACUGGUGAAUGUAUUUGUCCCGCAAGAGUCACCGGCGAGAAAUGCGAUCAAUGUGUUCCAUACACUUUUGGUUUCGAUCAAAUCAUUGGAUGUGAAGAAUGUAACUGUAAUGAACAAGGAGUUCAAUUCGGAAAUCUUCAAUGCGAUCUCAACAACGGUUCUUGUGUUUGUGCAUCAAAUGUCGUUGGAAGAAGUUGUGACAAAUGUUCUUAUGGAUUCUUCAAAUUCCCUUAUUGUGAACCUUGUCGAUGUGAUUUACGUGGUACAACUUUGGAAGUUUGUGAUCAAGAAGACGAGACUUGCUUCUGUAAGAAAAAUGUGCAAGGAAGAGAAUGCAAUUACUGUGCUGAUGGAACAUACAAUCUCCAAGAAAAGAAUCCCGAAGGAUGCACAAAAUGCUUCUGCUUUGGACAUACAACACGUUGCGAAAAUGCUUAUCUUCGACCAUUUAAUGUUAGCAUGUUGAGUAAUGUGUCGCUACAUACAAUCAAUGUUAAAGGAGGCAAAUGGAAUAACACAAACUGGUUGACCGACGAACCAAUCAUGUCGAAUGAUACAACAGCUCAAGUGCUACUUGGCGAUGUUGAUAACCCUGAUUUACUCGAUGGCUACACCUAUUUCGGCAUGUUGGAAUUUUUCAGUAACCAGAACAGUCAUUUGACAGCAUAUGGAGGAUUUUUAAGAUACAAUCUUCUGUAUACAACGCAGUUGUUUGGCAACGCCUUAGUCGGACCUGACGUGAUACUCGAAGGAAAAGACAUGAAGAUCAAACAUACAAAUUAUCGACAACCAGCUGCUGGACAACUUUUCCAUGGUGCUGUUGAAAUGAUUGAAUCAAACUUUAAAACCCUCUCGGGUGUGACAGUGACACGUGAUCAAUUUAUGACCAUUCUACGUGAUUUAAAGAAAAUUUAUAUUCGUGCUUCAUAUUUUGACAAAGGAAUGAUUACUUACUUGUCAGAUGUUCAGUUGACACUUGCCGAAGAUGAUCCAGAAAAUUAUCAUUUAUAUAAAGAGUUACCAGCUGAAAAAUGUUCAUGUCCCCAUGGCUACACCGGGUUAUCGUGUGAAGAUUGUGCUAAAGGAUUUUAUCGCGAUCCUGAAGGUCCAUUCGGUGGUUAUUGCAUUCCUUGUGACUGCAAUGGACAUGCAGAUACUUGUGAUUGCAACACUGGAAUUUGUCAAGAUUGUCAACAUCACACGAUGGGGGAUCACUGUGAGAUGUGCAUUGAAGGAUAUCAUGGAAAUGCAACAUUUGGAUCACCUUACGAUUGCAUGAUUUGUGCUUGUCCAUUACCAGUUGAUUCAAAUAAUUUUGCUUAUGCUUGUGAUGUGUCACCAGAUGGUUACAGCAUCAGUUGCGAUUGUAAGCCGGGCUAUACCGGACAUAAAUGUCAAUCGUGCGCUAAUGGAUUCUAUGGAAGACCUGAAAUUGAAGGAGAAUAUUGUAAGCCAUGUGAAUGUUCAGGAAAUAUUGAUCCAUCAAUUCCUGGAUCAUGCGACAGUGUCAACGGUGAAUGCAUCCAUUGUCUGAAUAACACAUUUGGAGCUGCUUGUAAUCUUUGUGCCCCAGGAUAUUAUGGCGAUGCUAUUCGAUUGAAAGAUUGCCAGAGUUGCAUUUGCGAUAAUAUUGGAACGGAACAUUGCGAUAACUUCGCUGGAACUUGUGUUUGUUUACCAAAUGUUGAAGGUGAAAAAUGUGAUCGUUGUGCUGAAGAUCAUUAUGGCUUUGAAUCGGGUUAUGGAUGCUUACCAUGUGAUUGUGGCAUUGCUUCGAACAGCACGCAAUGUGAUGAUCAUACAGGAGAGUGUUUAUGUAAACCUGGAGUUGGUGGACGUCAAUGUGACCGAUGUCUGCCUGGAUAUUGGAAUUAUGGACCAGACGGGUGCGUUGAGUGCAGUUGUAACACGGAAUUAUCGCGUGGUUUAGGUUGCAAUCCAGUUACGGGGCAAUGUGAAUGUCUUCAUCAAGUUAUUGGAGAAAAAUGUGAUUCAUGUCCGCAUCGAUGGGUUUUCAUUGAGGAUUAUGGAUGUGAAGAGUGCGAUGGAUGUCAUCAUGGUUUGCUAGACGUCACUGAUGCUUUGGAAGGUAAAAUCAAUCCAGUGAUUUUGGAAUUAGAUUCGGUUGCUAAAUCUUUCUACACAACACAAAAAUUGAAGCGAUUGAAUGAAGAGACGGAAGAAAUAAAACCAGAAGUUGAGAAACUUGAUCCAAACACAAAUAACUUAUCAGACCAAAUGAGUGAGAUCGAUAGCUUGGAACAAGAUGUGAAACAACAUCAAAAGAAAUUAAAUUACCUUAAAGAUACAGCAAAGGAAUUGAAUAAAGCAAGUGACGAUCUUCUUAAGACAGUCACUGAAGAUAAAUCAGAUUAUCGAAUGGUAAUGAUUGGCGCUAGAAAUACGAUUAGUGAAGUUUAUGCACUUGCAAAUAGUUUGGAAUCGGAUGACAAGUCACAACGACUUGAACAGAUUGUGAAUGAAGCUGAAGAAUAUUUAGAUCGUAUUAAAGCUUUCGAUCCUGAAGCACUCUUCAAAGGAACAGCAAAAGAACAACAAUGCAAAGCUGAUUCAGUUUUUGCUGAUGUUGAACGAUUUGCAGAGCCUGUGACGACUCAAAAGAAUCGUUUGAAUCAGUUUAUCGAUACAGUCGAUGAGUUCAACCAUAAAAUUGAUAACUUGCGAGAGAAGAGUCGAGAAAGUCAAAUGAAUUCACUUCUUGCUGAAAGUUUAAAUAAGAAGAAUAAAGAAGCUCGAUUACCACAGAAACUCGAAACCAUCUUAAACUUCAUCAAAGAUUCACAAAAUAAUCUGAAAGAAGGAAAAUCUUAUGAAAUGGAAAGUAAAAAGCUUUUAUCGGAAUUGGAUUUGUCAUUGAACGAUUUACGGAAGUUGGGCACUGAACUUGAUUAUUUGAAUGAAAAUGUCGAUGAAAUUAUUCCGGUGAACCAAGACGAAUAUCUGAAAUUGGAGCCUUUGGUGCAAGAAGUUCUUAGUCACGUUCUUAUGUUGGGAGAUAAGAAAGAAAAUCUUUCAGCUCAAUACUCAAAUAUUACAGCAAACUCUAACGAUGCUAUCAAAGCUGUCAAUGCAUAUGCAGAGAUUGACAAUAAUGUUGAGAUUGCAAGAAAUAGAUCAAACGAAGCUCAUGAAGAUGCAAGUGCAGCUUUAUUACUGACAGAUGGAAUGGCUGAUCGUGCUGGUAAAUCACAUCAAGAAUCGAGUGAAUUAAAUCAUGAAGGCCACACAGCUUUAUCAAAUGUUCAACUUGAACUCAGCCCGAGCUUGGAUAAAUCAUUGGAAAAUGUUCAAGGUGUAAAAGAUCAUCUCGAUCUGAUUGGCGAGAAAUUGAAUGCAAUCAAUGACUCAGUUGAUGCAAUAAAAGUUGAACCAUUAACUGAUACAUGGAAAGCCAUUCAAGAUGAUGCAAUAAAUUCAGAUCUUCUUGUCCAAAAAUCAAAGAAAAUUCUUGAACCAAUUUCUAACAAACUUAACGCGUCCAAUACAUUAGCUCAGAAAUUACCCAAGGAAGUCGAGGACACUAACAAAGACAUUGCUCAAGCAUUGAACCAAGUGCAACGUGUUGGAGAUCUUGUUCCAAAUAUCUUAGGUACAAUGGAUGAUCUUGAAGGGAAACAAGAGCGAUUGGAUAGCUUGAACAGUGCAUUAGGUGAUGGUUUAGACGAUCUUAGAAAGAAAAUUGAUCAAGCAAGAUCAUUAGCCAACAGCAUUAAACUUGGCGUUAAUUUCUUGCCAAAUACAACUUUAGAAUUGAAGCCACCAGAGAAUGUUUUGUCGCAAGUUUUCAACACAAGAAUUUCAACUUAUUUCCGAACAAACACAUCCAAUGGUCUUCUUCUCUAUCUCGGCAAUGAACCCAAACCUGGCGCACGUCUUAAACGUGAUGACUUCAUGGCAAUUGAAAUCGAAAAUGGAUAUCCAGUUCUUCUCAUUGAUGUUGGCGAUGGACCUGAAAGAAUUAUCAGCAACAAACUUGUUGAUGAUGGAAAAUGGUACGAAGCGAUUGUUGAAAGAUCAGGAAAGGCGGUGACGUUUACCAUUCGUGAAGAAGAUGAAAAUGGAAAUGAACAAUUAAUUGUGAAAAAGGAAGAAUUGCCAGGCGAUCAAACUAACUUCGAUAUUGAUGACAACAGUCGAUUGUUUGUUGGUGGUUACAGCGACUAUCAAAUGCCUGACAGCAUCAAACAAUCAUCAUUUGAAGGUGAAAUUGAAGGAUUGAAGAUUGGCGAUCGAGAUGUUGGCUUAUGGAAUUUCGUUGAUGGACAAAAUAAUAAUUUGGGUGCAGUUGAACGUGACAGACUUGUGGCGAAGGAAGCUAAACACACAGGAUAUCGAUUCGGUGGAAAUGGCUUUGUUGUUCUAGAUGCUCGUCCAUAUAACUUCAGACAACGUUCACACAUCAACUUCAGAUUUAAAACUGGUCGUGAUUCACCAAACGGUCUUCUCUUCUUCGUUGGUCAUGACGAUCAUUAUUUGUCAUUGGAACUCCAUGAAGGUGCAGUGCUUUUCCAAUUUAAAAUGGGACAAAGUUCAGAUGUCGUUGAGAUUAAAACUCCGAAUCAAUUUAAUGACGACGAAUGGCAUCAAGUUGAAGCGACGAGAGAUCAAGGAAAUGGCGGUCUUACUGUUGAUGGUCUUAAUCUUUAUCAACAGACAUUCUACAUCGCUGAUUAUUAUGAAGCGCCUGAUAAAAUGUACUUCGGUGGAUAUCAAGAUAGAUUAUUAAGUUCGAAAGUGACAUCAAGAAGCUUCGACGGAUGUAUUGAUGAUGUUCACAUUGGUGGCACGCCAAUUGAUUUAUCACGAAAUAUUCAAUCGCAAGAUGUUCUUCCUGGUUGUCCAAUGAAGUUCUCUUCAGUCGUUUCAUUCGCUCACGAUAGAUUCGGUUAUAUUAAAUCAAAGAACCUUACAGUUGCUAAUAAACUUCACAUCAACUUGAAAUUCAAAACAGUUCAACCGAAAGGAAUCAUUUUCUAUGGAAUGAACAACGAUCAAAGUGCAACGUUGUCUCUUGCUUUGGAGGAUGGAAUUCUUGUUCUCCGAAGUUCGAAGUUUGAGUUGAACACCGAUACAAAACGAUUUAAUGAUGGACAAUGGCAUGUUGUGACAGCAAUUCAUAAUGAAAAACAUUUAAGACUCAGCAUUGAUGAUCAAUACGAAUACAUGUCAAAUGAAGCGCCACCAACUCUUUCAAUAAGUUAUGGUGAAAUUUAUUUCGGUGGACUUACAAAAUACUUUACACCAGUUCGUGGUGCACUUCCUAAUGAAGCAUAUUUCGUUGGAUGCAUUCAAGAUGUCACAAUCAAUACCAAUGAAGUGAACUUUGCAAGUUCAACUGAUAAGAUGAAUGCAAUAUUGAAUAACUGUCCAAGAGACAUUUUAGACUACAGCAUUUAUGAUGUGCCUUAUUAUUAUCCUGAUGGAUCAACAGAGCAAGCUAAAGAUCCACAAACUGAAAUGAUUGAUGCAAGAUUCCGUCCGGAUGAACGUGAAAAUGUUAUUCCUGAUAGAAAAGAAGAUGAGGAUGCUACAAGAUAUGAAAUUACAACAGCAAGACGACCAUCACAAGUAGAAGAAGGCGAUGUUGUUGCAACAGAAGCACCAAGAUUUGCAGAUAAAGCCGCGACAACAUCAACUACAACAACACAGAGAUAUGUUGAACAAACAACAACAACAGAACAAACGACAACACUUCGACCAAGACCAAUUUACACAAUUGAUCAGAAACAUCCUUUGUGUGAACUUCCAGUGAUUCCCGAUUAUGAUGUUGAUUUUGAUAGCGCUGGUUAUCGAUUUGGAACAUCUCCCAGUAGUUACAUUGAACUUGAAUCAGCUCCUAAGUCAACUCGAGCUAUUUUCGACUUUUCAUUGUUAUUCCGAACGAAUCGACAGAAUGGUUUACUGUUUUAUGCUUCUGAUGACCGUCAUCCCGACUACAUAUCUCUGUUCUUAAAAGAUGGAUAUCUAAACUACAAAUUCUCAUGUAAUGGUUCAGCAAUUCAAAUUGUUUCAAAGAAUCAAUAUGAAAAUAACGAAUGGAAUUUGGUUGAGUUCUCGAGAGAACAAAGCGAAUUAACACUUAAAAUUCAAGAUGAAAAGUUGACAGAUUCAUUGGUAAAGAAAUGUCGAAAUUUGGAAUUGAAACGAAAUUACUUCAUUGGUGGAGCAAAUAGUAAGAUGAUGGAAGACAUCGAUUCUAAAUUGAUUGGCAACAGUUUCUUCAACAAGAAUCAAUUCUUUGGUUGCAUGAAAGAAGUUAAACUCAAUUCGCAACUUCUCAACCCAGCCGUGCCACCAAGUGAAGGUGUUUUGCCAUGUUCUGAUAAGGUUGAGAGUGGAGUUUUCUUCGGUAAGAGUGGUGGUUAUGUUAAAUUACGUGAGAAGUUUAGAGUUGGAAGUGAUCUCACAAUCAGUAUGGACAUCAAACCGAGAAAUCUCACAGGAGUUUUGACUUCAGUGCAUGGAAAGAAAUCUUUCUUCAUUGUUGAGAUGAUUAACGGAGACAUUCACUUCUCUGUUGACAGCAACGACGGACCUCGUUCAGCUAUUUUCGUCCCUGAUGCAGAUAGAACACUUUGUGAUGGCAAUUGGCAUACAGUCACUGUCAUUAAGUCACGAUUUGUUAUUUCAAUCAACGUUGAUCAAUUCUCAUCGGAGCCAAAUGUUGGAAUUCCCGAAAAACAUACGCAACUUGAUACAACACGUCCGCUAUUUUUAGGUGGACAUCCACAUUUAGCAAAGAUUCGAGGAAUUAAAGGACGUCGCAACUUCCAAGGUUGCAUAAGAAACUUCAAGAUUAAUGAUGUCGUUGAAAAUAUCAAACCGCAGAUGACAACAGGAAAUGUUGAAACUGGCGUUUGUCCACUUUACUAAACUUCAAUUUUUAAUUCUUUUUUCUCAUUUUACUACUAAAAAAUCAAACUAAAAAUCCAUUUUUCUUUUUCUGUUAAAUAUUUUCUAUCCACCUUCUCCGCAUCCAACCGUAGUUUUGCAAUAGUUAUCAACAAUAAACCGGAAACCAAAACAAA
Messenger RNA from Clunio marinus, 10973 nucleotides. The record is from the annotation of a GenBank genome assembly. Lineage: Eukaryota; Metazoa; Arthropoda; Insecta; Diptera; Chironomidae.